AUGUCCCGACCAGUAGCUCCGGUCUCCAAGGUCACUGCUCAUUCCACCUCGUUGAUUUGCCAAGAUAUCGAUAUCAGGGGAGAUGUCACGGUUGGAGCGGGCAGUAUCAUUCAUCCCAAAGCGAGUAUUUUGGCGGUCGGAGGACCUAUCGUGAUCGGAGAGGGCUGCUUGAUCGAAGAGACGGCGGUGAUUGUCAAUCGGUGGGCUUCCGACUUUAGACGGAAAGAGGUGUUGAGUAUUGGAAACAGGAACGUCUUCAUGGUCGGAUGCAGAGUCGAGGCGCUCAGUAUUGGUCACUCCAAUUCCUUUCAACCGAAAGCUAGAGUCUCGGGUGUGCACGUAUCUGACCAUUGUGUCUUUGGAUCAGGAACCGUGACGCUUCCCUCCAUUCCGACUGGAGAGCAAUCGUCAGCCUCAGAGACACUUCCUCCAUAUACUUCUGUCCAUGGCUCCUUGUCGGAACGCACAAUCUGGGAUGGCUCAGGCCAAGAGAUGGAGGAGAAUGUGUAUGCCAAACACGUCGACUAUCUCCGAGAGAUAUUACCAAAGUUCAACAGGAUGCGAGUGGUAUAA
Molecule: messenger RNA, 573 nt
Organism: Kockovaella imperatae
Lineage: Eukaryota; Fungi; Basidiomycota; Tremellomycetes; Tremellales; Cuniculitremaceae
Product: trimeric LpxA-like protein
Exons: 5
Coding region: 1-573 (190 amino acids)
Biological process (GO): mitotic spindle organization
Cellular component (GO): dynactin complex
Molecular function (GO): dynein complex binding
Source: RefSeq, a predicted model, not a curated record